Molecule: messenger RNA, 2708 nt
Organism: Pectinophora gossypiella (pink bollworm)
Lineage: Eukaryota; Metazoa; Arthropoda; Insecta; Lepidoptera; Gelechiidae
Gene: cass
Product: apoptosis inhibitor 5
Exons: 8
Coding region: 115-1821 (568 amino acids)
Biological process (GO): negative regulation of apoptotic process
Cellular component (GO): nucleus
Molecular function (GO): RNA binding
Source: RefSeq, a predicted model, not a curated record
AUCUAUGGUUGGCUUAUGGCGGGCGGUGUUUCGACGCUUCUUUCUUGAGUGUCUGAUUCACUCACAUUUCGUGUCAUUUUAGUGAACAAGCGAGUUGUGUUUUUGUGUUACAAAAUGUCUACAGAUAAUAUUGAAAAAUUAUACCAAAACUAUGGCGUGUUAGCGGACGCCAAGGAUGAUAUUUCAAAGCACGAGAAAGAGUACAAGGAGAUCUUAGCAGCAGUGAAAGGGUCGGACAAGGAAAAACGUUUAGCAUCACAAUUCAUUGCGAAAUUCUUCAAUAGCUUUCCUAACCUUGCCGAGCAAGCCUUAGAGGCCCAGUUUGAUCUCUGCGAGGACGAUGACGUAGCUAUUCGCAAGCAAGCUAUCAAAGACUUGCCUAAUCUCUGCAAAGAUCAUAAGGAACACACUCAAAGGAUUGCUGACAUCUUGGCGCAACUUCUACAGUCUGACGAUGCUACAGAAAUCAAUGUUGUCACAAACUCCUUGCUUACUAUUUUGAAGGCGGAUCCCAAGGGAGCACUCACUGGGUUGUUUUCUCAGAUUCAUCAGAAUGUGGACAGUGAGGUGGGAAAUGAAGUAGUUAGGGAGCGCUGCAUCAAGUUUUUGGCCACUAAAGUCAAGCAACUCGGCAGAGAGGUCAUCAAUAAGGAAGCUGAGGAUUUGAUUAUUACUGAAUGCAAGAAGAUUCUGGAGGAUGUUGUUGCUGGCGAAUUUGAACACAUCAUGGACCUCCUCACCUGGUCACGACUGGGCAAGAACCCGAUCGGAAAGAAGGAGCUGGUACAGAUUAUUGCAGCACUAGCCUUCUCACCAGAUGACUGGCACCCAGAAGACCCAGAAUAUAUUGAUAGGCUCUUGCAGUGUACUCAGCAUGCCCUUCCAUUACUUUCUCCACAAGUGGAUUCAACUCAAUUUGUGAAUAUUUUCUGUGAGUAUGUGCUCCCACGCUGGAAUGAGAUCACAACACCUGAAGGAACAGACCCAAAAUUAGAACUUCUCAAGAUAUUUGCUGAAAUAACGGAUCAUUGUGGACAAUUAGAAGAUGCACAAAAGAAAAUAGAUACUGUCUAUGAUUUAGUCAUGAUAUAUUUACCAGAAGCUCCAGUGGAAGAGAUUGAAAAGGCAGUUGAAAAAGUUGCUGAAAAGGCUGACGAAAAAUCAGAGAGCACAGAGACUAAAACAGAGGAAGCUAAGACAACUCCUUCCCUACAGUUUUCUCAUGUAGAAUGUGCUCUCUUUGGGUUGCAUGCUUUAUGCCGCAAGACUCCAGAAGCACUCAGUGCAGACCCAGCCAGACUUAAAGCGCUACGUCUGCGACUUCAAUAUACUGCGCGUCUUACGCAAGGAUAUAUAAAGAAAUUAAAGGAAGUGACACAGGCAAAAAAAGCAGAUGAAAACUCAGAAGAAAACAAACUGAAAAUUGCAGCACUGAAAACUACAUCAAAUAUUAACACUCUCAUUAGAGACAUUUUCCGCACACCACCCAGUUUCAAGAGCAAGAUACAACUGUCUUUCCAGUCAAAAAAAUUUGAAAAAGAGCCUAAACAGAAUGAAAAAGUGGAGGACACUGAUAAGUCACCAACUCAAAAGCGUCACCGCCCAAUUACAUUUGAUAAUGGAGAUGAAAAGUCUUCCCCUGUAAAACGAGCUCGUAGUGGCGAAAGAAAUAUAAAAAUGUACACACCACCAUCAGGCAAAUACAGCUCUAGAUUAAAUAACACUGGGAGAUUCAGUGGGCCAAACCAGAGGGGACGGGGUUAUGGGAGACGUGACUUUAGAGGCAAUGGAGUGCCAUACAGGAGGCGCAGUAACUACUAAUACAUUAUAUAAAAAUGUAGCAUUGCGGCAGUUGGUGCUUUCCACCUAAAACACCUACAACUACUCUUUUAGAAAUGAUUACCCUAAUGCUGCCCAGCUACCCAAAAUAUGAAUUUUUGGAUUUUGGGAAGCCAAUACAAAUUUUGGAAACUGACUCCUUGAUGAUUAAUAACAUUGAUAUUCCUGCAAUUUGUCUUCUUUCUAGCACAUUCAGCUAGGCAUCUCAUGACAUGCUUUUUUAUUAAGGUAUUUGUACCUUUUACUUCAUGAACUUAAUCUGUUAUGAGCAUUUUUUUCAACCGAUAAUUUCUAUUUCAAUUCAUUUUCGCGCUAUUUAUUUUGGUUGACUAGGAUGUCUUUUAUUUAGCUAUAUGCAGUUUAUCUAUCUUUCACCUGGACUUAUAGAACCCAAGUAGUAGCAGAUGACAACUACGUGUACAGCAAUACAACAUUGGUUUGUAAAUAAUUAUUUUAGUUAUAAUUUAUGCAGUCUUAACAUUUUAGUAUAUUAUUCUGCAGCAAAUUACUUAAGAGCAUAGAACUACAAUAUGGAGACCUUCGUAAACUCGUAAGUAUAGUUUAGAAUUUUAAGUUUUACAUUUGUUUCAUGCAGGAAAGUUCCGGCCGGUAAUUGUACCAAAAGAGUGGCUAAGAGUGACUAGCCAUAUUACAACAAUAGUAAGUAAUAUUUACUUCUUAUUUAAACAGUUACAGCAGAGACAGCAGCGGAGCAUUCUGGACAAUGAUACAACAAAAUGGAGUUAUUAAAUGUUUCAGAUGUUUCUUAUAGCUUCUUUGUCAGUGCAAGGAAGUAACAUCACGUGGAUAAAUUGGAAUGGAUAUGUGAGGGUCUCAUCAAUAUUAAUUAAUACACAUUCUUAUAGUAA